UUUCAACAGAAAGGAGGGUAGUAUGGUAAUAACAAUUAAUUUUCCCUUUCGCAUGGCAAUCAUGAAUAUAAUUUUCAGGAGAGCAGUAACACAACAGUAAGUUAAGUAGUUACUCCACCGUGGUUCUUACCCUUAACGGUCGGGCGCUGCUCGAUUAUCGUUCAUCAGCUGAACAAAGAACUAACUCACUCGAUCACAAUUUGCAUAAGUGCAUCAACUUGAUUUGCGAGAUUAUUAGUCUAGAUUUGAUUUUUGUCAUUUGUAGGGAGCUCCCUUCGUCAUCAACAUGAGUUCAACGGGUUUCAUAAUAUCCUUCUUCCUUUCUAAAAAAAUAUCUCUGAUAACAACUUUUCUUUGUUGGAAUGCUGAAGAGCUGCACCUCCUGUGGCGCGCCUCGCAGGAGCAGGGGCUGCGGGCGCGCGCGGGGGGCGCGGGGACGGAGCUGCCGGCGCACGGGCUGCACCGCGAGGGUGGCGUGCUCGACCUCGGCUGCCCCCACGCAGACCUUAUCAUUAACGCAGCGUCUGAAUCCCGAGGCUUCAACUACCGUUACACUUGGCUUCUUCUCCACAACUCCACUUUUGACGUUGAUGUAAUGAACAGCAUUUUGUCCGACUCCGCUAUUCUGCCUGAUGCUGAAGUAACUUUUGCCUCCAUCGACAAGCUGGUAGAUGUCUACCGAGUGAAGGUCAACGAGCCUUUCGUGACAACCACUCUGGGGGUCACUAGAGACAGUAACCGACAAGAAUUCGAAGCGUUGUGGGGAAUUUUGAAAACAACUGUGACACGGAGGAAGAAUUUGAACAAUAUUUACUUGAAAGCUGCUACUACAAUAACUCAGCCACAGAAUUUUAAAGGAUGGGACGACUUGACCGUUAAACAUAUUGAUACUUUUCCAAAGUUGACCUACCCUCUUUUAUUGCUCUGCGCGGAGGAUUUAAAUUUUCGCCUGAAUCUGCGGCAAGUGGACUUGUACGGGGAACAGAUGAACGGUUCGUUCAAUGGGCUGGCGGGGCUGCUGCAGCGGAGCGCCGUGGAGCUGGGCGUCACGUCCAUGUUCAUGCGCCCCGACCGCCUGGGAAUACUGCAUUUCUGCUCGGAGACCGUCGAGCUCAGGGGCGCAUUUAUAUUCCGGCAGCCGCCGAAGUCGUCGGUGAGCAACGUGUUCCUGCUGCCGUUCAGCCGCGGCGUGUGGUGCGCGUGCGGCGGCGUGCUGGCGGCGGCGGGCGCGCUGCUGGCCGCGCUGGCCACGCCGCGCCGCCUGCUGCGCGCCGACCCCGCACUGGUGCAAAUCACGCCCGCCGAAGCAUUCACGUUUGCUAUUGGGACUAUAUGCCAGCAAGGUUUCCAUGUGAGCCCCCGCGUGGCGUCGGUGCGGCUGGUGAUGUUCUGUACGCUGCUGGCGUCGCUGUUCGCCUUCACGUCGUACUCGGCCAAGAUCGUGGCCAUCCUGCAGACGCCCAGCGACGCCAUCCGCACCAUCGACGACCUGUCCCGCUCGCCCAUGACGCUCGGCGUGCAGGAGACCACCUACAAGAGAGUCUACUUCGCUGAGAGCGAGGACCCGGCCACGCAGCGGCUGUACCGGCGCAAGCUGCUGCCGCUGGGCGAGCGCGCCUACCUCAGCGUGGUGGACGGCGUGGCGCGCCUGCGCUCCGGCCUCUUCGCCUUCCAGGUGGAGGAGAGCUCUGGCUACGACAUCAUCAGCAAGACGUUCACGGAGAGCGAGAAGUGCGGGCUCAAGCUCAUCCAGGCCUUCAAGCUGCCCAUGGUGGCCGUGCCCAUCCGCAAGCACUCGGGCUACCGGGAGCUCUUUGCAGUGAGGCUCCGCUGGCAGAGGGAGGUGGGGCUGAUAGAGCGCUCGCGGCGCAUCUGGCUGGCGGCGCGCGCGCGCUGCGACGCGGCCGGCGCCGGCUUCAUCAGCGUGCGCCUGUCCGACGUGCUGCCGGCGGUGCAGGUGCUGUUGUAUGGCACGCUGUUUGCCGUCGUUCUGCUGUUCAUUGAAAUCGCCGUCAAACGUUUUACUGAUAGGAUCAAACAUAAAUCUAAAGUAAAGGAUCUAAAGGACCUAUAAACAUUAUGAUCUUUAAUAUAACAUUUUAUUAAAAAUUGCUGGAAUUUUAUGAACAUGGAAGUAUUUACAAAAGGGGGAUUUAGACGGACGCCGUAUUUAUCUUCGCUGCAACAGACUAGGUGCGGAGUGCCGCACUUGGAACUCAGCACCUUAAAACAUAUAGAAAGUAAACAAUGAUAACGAUUACAUAUCGAUUCUCUAGAUAGCAACACUUGGAUUACUCGUAAGUAGUGGAAUUAGAAACCGAAUUAUCUCAAGUAGAUAAUCAUUAAACAACUUCUGA
Molecule: messenger RNA, 2357 nt
Organism: Ostrinia furnacalis (Asian corn borer)
Lineage: Eukaryota; Metazoa; Arthropoda; Insecta; Lepidoptera; Crambidae
Product: ionotropic receptor 75a
Exons: 12
Coding region: 287-2074 (595 amino acids)
Cellular component (GO): membrane
Molecular function (GO): ligand-gated monoatomic ion channel activity
Source: RefSeq, a predicted model, not a curated record